CGUCUCUUGAUGCCCAGCUCUCCUCCCGAUCAUCGGAACGUUGCUGAAAUUGAAAUUGAAAUAGAAAAGCCGUAAUAGUAGUCCAUGAAGCAAAGCGUCGAUGAUGAACAAGCCGACAAUUCUUCAGCAAUUCCACUUUCCGACAAGCAGAUGAAACGGAUUGCUUCGCGCAAUCGCAAGAAAGAACUGCGGAAAGUGAAUAAACUCAAAAAGAAGCUGGCGAGACACGCCAAAGCAAUAGCUGAGGGAAGGAACUUAGAGGAAGAACGAUGUCAGCAAGCAUUGCGAACGUUGAGUGGUGACGGGAAGAGAAGACGGGAACAAGAAUGGUUAGCAAAAGAGUCCCAGGCGAGGUCGUCGUUUGAAGUUUGCAUCGAUUGUGAUUUUGAAGCAGACAUGUGUUCAAAAGAAAUCAACAGCUUGGCAACCCAAAUCCGCUACUGCUACUCGAUAAACAAACGAACACAGCAUCCCUCGUACGUUGCUGUCACAAGUUUGGGUGGUGUGACAUUAAGCAACCUUUCCAAUGUGACUGGUUUCAGCGAAUGGAAAAGUAGAGGGUUCUAUACAAUUGGGAAGCCGCUGGCAGAGCACUUCGAAGGCAAAUUAGAGAGGCUAGUCUAUCUCACAAGCGACUCAGACAAUUCUCUCGAAGACUUGGAUGACGACAGCAUCUACGUAAUCGGUGGAAUCGUGGACCGCAAUCGGUUGAAAUAUGCAACGCUGCAUCGUGCCGAAAAAAAGAAUGAGAACAGCCAAACUACCCUUAGACGAUCACUGCAAGUCAAUACAAGGCACUCGAAUAUUGACCGUCAACCACGUUUUCGACAUCUUGAUCAAAUAUCGUGA
This is a messenger RNA of Phaeodactylum tricornutum CCAP 1055/1, 849 nucleotides long. RefSeq lists its product with no specific name. Gene Ontology annotation, cellular component: nucleus. Gene Ontology annotation, molecular function: tRNA binding. Gene Ontology annotation, biological process: tRNA N1-guanine methylation. Lineage: Eukaryota; Bacillariophyta; Bacillariophyceae; Surirellales; Neidiaceae. The record is from RefSeq and is a predicted model, not a curated record. Bases 85 to 849 code for a protein of 254 amino acids. The transcript has a single exon.